GAUCGAGAGCGUGAAUCGUGGAUGCCAAGUUACUCGGACGAACGAACGUCGAGCAUCCGCUGUUCUUUCAGAAAGUCGGGCGCCCCAUCUCGGUGGCUGGCGGGCGAGCAGCAAGGGGCCACCCUCCAGACCGUGGAUCGCAGUGUCACACCCUCGAGUAGGGCAGAAACAUCUGCAGGCCUAAGGGCCAGAAACAGUAAUGACCAUCUUUAGUUGUCCUUCCGUAUGUAUGGACUUUGAAGUCCAUAUGUACGUCCAGUCGGAUUACAGAGGGGCGUCGCUAAGACAGAUGUGGUGUUAGAUGGAGCAUGAACUUGGGGCGGAAGCAGCUAACGUUAAGCUGUAGUCAAUGGAUAGAAAGAGAACGAGAAAAGGGAGAAGGAAAUAAGGAGCGAGAUAAGAAAGGAGCGAAUGGAGCGAGGCCAAAGUUGUGGCGAGGAAAUGACGCGUGAGAAAUGAGCCCUUGCCUCAAUCUAACCCAAGCGCGGAUCGGAUGUGAUAACCCUGCAGUUGCGGGGUCUCGAGUAGAUUGCGCAGGAUUAUUGGGUGGGGGCUCAUCCAGCGAGCGCUAGUGUAUACUGUGAUUGUCGUAAGCAAGGAGUCUUUUGAACGGGCCCACAUCCAGAAGCUUCAGCAUAUGGUGGGAGACGCAGCAUCUCUCUUUUGGCGCAGCUCUUUUGCUUUAAUGCCGCGCUCGCAAGACCAAAUUUGGACGAGGAUAAUGUGGCUCGACGAUGACGGUCAUGCAUUGACAGAAGUUCGAAACAUUUGCGAACUUUCGCACUCGCUUUAUCCGGUUCAUCCAAAGAGUUGUUGAAGAAGAUGUGACGAACUUCGACCUCUAAGCUGACUGUAACCGAAACCUACUACACGGUGCACAUCUAGGAUGGACUCGAGCGCCAAAAGCGCCCGCUUUAACCGAGAAGCAGUUAGACUUGGAGUUGGUGUGGGUUUGACCCGUUUCUAAUGAAAGAAACGCCGGGUUUCAUUUGAGAAUUCGUCCAGAUUUGCGUGCUGAACGUUUAUGCUGCUUUUCCUCCAAUUGAAUCCAUCUCAUGAGGUCAAGUCAAAACACGCACCUUUUUGACAUUGUACCAUGCACAAGUCCACGGAAGCAAGUCCUGAUAUCAUUCUGACACGCGUUCAAGAAGUAAGCUCUCAAACUCUCACUACAACGUGGGGCUUACAACUGCGCGGACCAGCGGCCCAUCAAAAACCACCUGAAAGAAGAUCAAAAACACCUUAAUAAGUUCACAAAAGGCAUCAAAUUCCUGCUCGGCUGCUGAAUUUUGACCUACACUGGAGUGGACGGGGCGUGCGAAGAGUUUGCUUCUAAGCCUCUUGGAGCUUCGAUACCAGUGAUAUAUGUUUAGCUCACUGCAUCCGAUAGAAGUUUGAAGUACAGGGUUCAGUGCGUUUCUAGCAGAAUUCAAUGGCUUCAGAUAUAAUUGCAAGAACAGGGAUCCUCUUAUCAGUAUCUCUUUUACUUCUAGCUUUGAGUUCAAUUUCGUCUAUUCGGUCAGAUACUUUUGACCAGCAGAGUAUUGGGAACAACGAAAACCUGAAACGCUGGGAUCCUGAUGUCGCUGCUUUCGGUCCAGCUGCUGAAUCCUGGAGUCAGAGAAGAGUUCUGUUGCAAGAAGCAGAUAAUAGUACCGGUGCAGGCACAAACGGGAGACCCUUGGCGGUCAAAGGUGGCCGCUUGGACCCCUUCGAUGGUUUCCGCAAAUACCGCGGUGGGUACGACGUCGAAAGCAAACACUACUGGGGGUCCGUGGCAUUCACCGGCAUUUUUGGGUAUGCGUUAGGCGCGGCUUGGCUACUAUUGGGAGUGAUCCUCGGGACCUCUUACUGUUGUCUGCGGUACUGCUGCUGCAAACGGAAAUCGCGCCGAACUUCUUCUCUUGAUCCGCCCCAAGUCUCCUACUGCUGGCUCGCCGUUUUGAGCGUCGUCUUGCUGACUGUCGGCGCCUUGGGUGGCUGCGUAGCCCUGUAUAUUGGAGAUAGACAUUUUACCGUGGAAGCGAGGAACGUGGAGGAGACAUUGAAUAGAGCGUCAGACAACGCAACUGGUACUAUAGGAAAUAUUACAGCAGCUAUCACCCAAGUUCAGCAACUCGUGGAGCCUUAUGAAACCAGCGCAAACACUCUUGAAAUUGUUAACACCAAAGCGAGGCUUAUUAAUGAGAGCCAAAGCAUUCAACAGACCGUUGAUGACAACACAGAUAUCUUCCACGACAUAAUCACUGCAAUGGAGGCGGCUCUCAUCGUCGUGACGACAUUAAACGUAAUAGUCAUCAUCAUGGGACCUGUUAGUGCUGUAUUCAAGUGGAGACGCAUUUUCUAUUUCAUCGUGGUCGUUGGUUGGAUCUUGGCAGUCCUCAACAGCUUCCUCUUUGGUCUCUACUUUAUGUUCAACAAUGCCGUAGAGGAUACCUGUGACGCCAUGAACGAGUAUAUGGAUCGACCUUACAACACAACACUUGACGCAUUACUUCCUUGCGAGGAUCUAUUAUCUGCAAGUGAUGCGGUUGAUGACAUUGCGAAGGAGAUUAGAGAUGCAGUCUCAAGUGUAAAUGCCACUCUCAACUUGGUGCAAUUACUGGGCUAUAAACUGUCACCACUAUGUGAGCAAAUUGGUCCAGCUCCCGAGUACCAGUACAUCAGCUCAUGUCCGAAUAAUACUGUCAAUAUCGGUGAUCUUCCCAAGGAGCUUGAGCCCUUAAGAUGCAGCAGUAACGACAGUGUGAGUUGCUCUCAAAAUAAUACGUUUCUCACGGACAGCGAAUAUCAGAGGGUGAUGGCUUAUGCAUCCAGCGCACAAAUUCUUCUCAAUAUUUAUCCGACACUCAAUCGCCUCACUGACUGCUCUCUCAUUCAGUUCGCGUUCUCAGAGCUCUUGAACGAAAACUGCGGCCCUGCUAACUCAGCCGUGCAUUUAAUAUGGAUUUCAUUUCUAGUCGUCGCCCUGACCAUGAUAUUCCUAAUUGUAUCAUGGCUUCUGCUUCAUUACCCCAUCAGAGAGAGAAAGUCGUGGAGGGUGAUAGCUCCUCAAGAAAUGCCCGUGUGGACAGACCAAUCUAAGUAAACUGUGGUAGCUUAGAGUAAGAUUAUUACAUCAAGUAUAGUGAAUUUUUAGUGAUUAUAGUGAAUGUUUAAUGUACAGAGCGUUGGUUGAGUAUUCUCAAUGCCGAGUAGAUCAGAACAGUUGUUUACAGUAGUUUCCAAAUUGGGAAUAGCGGUCAGAUUGCUACUUGAAACAUGCACGUGCGAAUGACCGAGCAGCACUGCUUGAGGAAAAGCGGAAUGAUUUCGUUCAUGAUGAAAACCUGCGAAGAUUGCUCGAUCAUAGAUCUGCAGACGACCUGGAGCUUGAAUGAUGCAGCCGCCUAUUGCAGGUGGUACAUUUUGGUCCAAUUAGAUGAGUGGAGAAGGUAGUGCGUAGUUCCUUCGAAGACAAAUAUACUGUACAUAUAAAGUUUUGUCCAUUAAUUUGUCGCAUUGGACGGGAGUCAGAUGUGUCCAUCUUCUGGAUGCACAUAGCAGGGCUCCUUGGCCGAUCGUGUUUCCAGCGGAAAGGCAAGAGCCGUUUCCAGUAAAAAUAUCCAAAGGAAGAAAACUGGAACAUUCCAACCUUACGACGUGAAAUUUCUACAUCUUCAGACUGUUCCUAUUCCACUCUACUGGUUACAACUUGCACUUUCUUCAUGGAGAGCUCACGGAGUAUAUUUCCGCGUUAUCCCUCCUUAGG
This is a messenger RNA of Marchantia polymorpha subsp. ruderalis, 3751 nucleotides long. Lineage: Eukaryota; Viridiplantae; Streptophyta; Marchantiopsida; Marchantiales; Marchantiaceae. The record is from the annotation of a GenBank genome assembly.